Molecule: messenger RNA, 384 nt
Organism: Solanum verrucosum
Lineage: Eukaryota; Viridiplantae; Streptophyta; Magnoliopsida; Solanales; Solanaceae
Product: auxin-responsive protein SAUR71-like
Exons: 1
Coding region: 1-384 (127 amino acids)
Biological process (GO): response to auxin
Source: RefSeq, a predicted model, not a curated record
AUGAGGAAAGAAAGAAACAAUUGCAAGGCCAUGCUUAAUCAUCUUAUGGUAAAGCUCAAGAACAUUAUUAUUCAUCUUCAAUUAAUUCCAAAAUCUUCCAGUAAGCAUCAAUUUGAUGUUGUGGAAUUUGUUGAAACACCAAGAGCAAAUAAUGAAAUGGUACCAAAUGAUGUUAAAGAAGGAUAUUUUGCUGUAUUUUCAGUAAAUCCAGAAGAAGAGCCAAAGAGGUUUAUUGUGGAACUUCAUUGUCUUAAUAAUCCAUCAUUCUUGAAAUUAUUAAAACAGACUGAAGAUGAAUAUGAAUUUGGACAAAAGGGUGUUCUUGAAGUUCCUUGUCAUGCCUCGGAAUUACAAAAAAUUCUCAAACUCAAGUUUAUAGUUUAG